AUGUCCAAUAAACCUAAUGAAUUAUUGUUAAACAUAGAUCCUCAAGUUAAAGCAUACAUCAACAAUGCAUAUCAGACAACAAUAUUAACAGUUAUUGACAAAGUAAAGGAACUAAUAAACCAACAAGCUGAAAACCAAAGAUGCUGGAAUGAACAGCUACAGAACACCAUCAAAGAUCAUUUUAGUAAGUUAGAACAAAUCAGUCUAAUCAACAAUUCUAACAACCAACCCACUGAAGAAGAACAAAGCAACCAGGUAAUACCAGUGACAAUAUGCUCAACACCAGAAACAAGAGAUGAAACACUUCAAG
Molecule: messenger RNA, 310 nt
Organism: Racocetra fulgida
Lineage: Eukaryota; Fungi; Glomeromycota; Glomeromycetes; Diversisporales; Gigasporaceae
Source: the annotation of a GenBank genome assembly